ACCAUAUUAAAAAAAGCACUCAGCUAUGUUUGCUUUCAAAGCCUUGUUUGUCUAAACCUGGGUGUGUAAAUAGAUCACUGACAUGCCAAUUUAUGGACCAUGAAGGGAAAUAAAUGGCUGUAAUGAUCCAGACACCAUUUGAUGGAGGACCUAGUCUAUGUGUGUGCUACAGCAGCUCAACAGCAGAGGGACACAUUUGUCUGUCUAACAAGUACAGCAUUAGUGCAGUCUUAACUGCUGAGUACCUACUUCAUAACACAUUUGGCAAGUCGUGAAAUUUGCCGGUAUUUGCAGUUCUGUAAUAACAACUUUCUAUUUAUUGAACAGUAAAGUUUCAUUUGUAUUUGCCUCUUUUGCAAAACAGUUGUGUUCACGAAAAAAAACAACAACUUAGGUUUUCUCCUAUUAGGUGGUUUGGUUUUGGUCAACUUGACCACCAAGUGUUUUAGUACCCCGCAUAAACCACAAUGCUAUGUCCUCUACUAAUUGUGUCUUGAUUUUGGUUGCUAACCUGGUAAUUCUGGCUUUAAGCGUAUUUUCAAAAAGUGGUAAUAUUGUGGAAUUUGACCAUCGCCUGUGGUUUAUGUUAAGCUUAACGAUUAGGUUUUUCCAUAUGCUUUGUUGUUUUCUUCGUUGACAGUGUAGGUGAUCCAGUUUAAAGCUCUUGAAAAGUAUUUUGCAACAUUGACAGGAAGUUAUGACAUCCUUUGUUCCAACUAAGUUCCUCCUUCCUUCUCACCUGAAGGGGAAGCGUGGGGGAUGGGUGGUGACCAUCAUUUUGUUUUGAUCGGUCGAUAGAUUUAAAAUUAGGCGACGUAAAGUAUGUUAGCCAUUUUUAUGCACUGUUAUUUUUCAAUAUGUAAACAUUUAAAUCUUUUUGUAAGCAAUUUAACUCUGCAAAACACUAAUCAUCACACACAGGUUUUUAUAACAAUGCUUUAAAUGGCAAAGCUAUCGGUUAUUUUCGUGUUUUUUAAUCCUGCAGCCACUUCUUGUUAUGGAUUUUUCUUCUGAUAAAACUUGCGUUUGUUUGCAAACAAAGGGAAGCCACGUGGAGAAUUGGAGCCUCUUGGGGAGUGUAGUUUUUUUGCCGGACAAGCCUACAUCCUUUGAAGGAAAAGAGACUCGGUUUCCCAGGAUGCAUCAGUAAAAUCUGCGUAGGCCCAGUGGAACGUAUUUUUUUUCCCCUGACAAGUAGAUGUAUAUAAAGGGUUCUGUUUACAACAGGGUCAGGUAGUUAAGAGUCUUUGUUUUUUCUUUGGAGCACGUCAAAAUGCCCUGAUUGUGUUGCAGCCAAGUUAUUUUUUCACAACAGUUCGAUGGAAGAUAUGAUAUGUUAGUGGUGAACGUUUUUAAGAUAGAGUUUUAUUUUUUUUCUAAUACUUUUUCCCCCCUUUGUUUUUCCUUUACUUGUGACAGAAGACAGAGGCCGCAUCUGGACAUUUUCACGAUUACCCAAAAGUAUAAGGAGCAUUUCUGUUAAAGGUAGCAGCCAUGGUGUUGGUUCUGGGCAGGAGAAUAAACAGCAGUAUCUCAGACACCAAAGAAUCACCAGUUGUCAAACGCAAGGUUUUGCCAGUUGAAUGCAAAGCAGGCGAUGUCUUUGACUUCUGCUCUGGUGCGUCACAUUCAGAGGGAAUCCUUCAGGUGUUCAAUGAGUUCCGCGACUGCCGCCUUUUCACUGAUGUGGUCAUCAGCGUGCAGGGCCGCGAGUUUCACUGCCACCGCGCUGUUCUCUGUGCCUGCUCUUCCUACUUCAAAGCCAUGUUCUGCAAUGAUCACCGUGAGAGCAGGGAGAUGCUGGUUGAAAUCAACGGCAUUGUGGCCGAGGCGAUGGAGGCCUUCCUCAACUAUGUUUACACUGGCCGUGCCAAGAUCACCACCGAGAAUGUCCAAUUUCUCUUUGAAACCUCCAACCUCUUCCAGAUCACCACACUGCGGGAUGCUUGUGCAAAGUUCCUAGAGGACCAGCUUGACCCAUGCAACUGUAUUGGCAUUCAGCGCUUUGCAGAUGCUCACUCGCUCAAGCAGCUUGCUAGUCACUGCAAAAGUUACGCCCUGGCAAACUUCUCUGAGGUGUCACACCACGAAGAGUUCCUUGACCUACGGGUUGAAGAGCUGAAAGACUAUAUUGGCAGAGAAGAUUUGUCCGUCAGUAAGGAGGAGAUAGUGUUUGAGGCAGUGAUGAAAUGGGUGUACCACAACGUGGACCAAAGGCGAUCCUUGCUAAAAGGUUUGCUGCAGCACGUUCGGUUGCCACUGCUUCACCCCAAUUACUUCGUCCAGACAGUGGAGGGAGACGAGCUCAUCCAGAACGCUCCAGAGUGUUACCAGCUCCUCCAUGAGGCCAGGCGCUACCACGUGCUAGGAAACGAAAUGAUGUCACCCAGAACUCGUCCACGCAGGUCGACUGGUUACUCGGAGGUGAUCGUAGUGGUUGGAGGUUGUGAGCGAGUGGGGGGCUUCAACCUGCCCUACAAUGAUUGCUAUGAUCCAAUCACAGGGGAUUGGAAAUCCCUGGCAAAGCUGCCUGAGUUCACCAAGUCAGAGUAUGCUGUCUGCGCCUUACGCAAUGACAUCUUGGUGUCUGGAGGACGCAUUAACAGCAGGGAUGUGUGGCUGUACAACUCCCAGCUCAACCUUUGGCUCAAAGUGGCUUCUCUUGUCAAAGGCCGCUGGAGACACAAGAUGGGUGUCCUACUGGGCAAGGUCUACGCUGUGGGUGGCUAUGAUGGGCAGAGCCGCCUGAGCAGUGUGGAGUGCUACGACUCCUUCUCCAACCGCUGGACAGAAGUGGCUCCAAUGAAAGAGGCAGUCAGUUCUCCGGCUGUGGCCAGCUGCAGCGGCAAGCUCUAUGUUAUUGGGGGAGGCCCGGAUGAUGAAACUUGUUCAGACAAGGUUCAGUGCUUUGAUCCAAAUACAAAUACAUGGUUACUACGGGCCAACAUCCCCAUCGCUAAGCGCUGCAUCACAGCUGUGUCCCUCAACAACCUGAUCUAUGUCUGCGGUGGCCUUACCAAGAACCUUUAUUGCUACGAUCCAGUACAAGACUACUGGAUGCUUGUGUGCCACACCUUUACCAAGCAGGAAAGUUGUGGCAUGUCAGUGGUUAACGGGAAGAUCUAUAUCCUUGGUGGCCAGGGGGAAAAUGGUGAAGCUACAGAUACAAUCGUAUGUUAUGACCCAGCGACAGGCCUCAUGACAGGAGAUCGCGGCAUGCCUCGACCCAUCUGCUACCACGGAUGUGUAACCAUCCACCGCUAUUGUGACAAAACCAAGCCAUGACUCUAAACACAGAAACACAGACAAGCGACAUGUGAGGACACACUUCCAUAGCCAAACUUUUUAUGUACUUCACAUAGACAUGUUACUUUUAAACAAGAGACAUCGGAAUUAGUUCAAAUUAAACGAGCAGGGAGCUAAUUUAUUCUUUCACAUCAUUUUGUCUUUUUGUUUUGUGCAAUCUGCACACAUUUUAGAUUAGGCAAUCUAAAAUGUACCCCACUGACCUGGUUCCUAAUAUUUCCAUACAGCAGAGCAUAGUCCACCACUAAUUAGAAGUAUACGUAUUUUAAAAUAUAUAUAUAUAUUUAAAGUAUAGUUUAUUAUUCAUUGAUUUGUAAUUGAGCUGAAAUGUGGGCAAAACUCAGCCAGCUGACUCUGGUGCCACAGUAUCAGUUCUUUUAUCUAUUGACUGCCCAAACCCGUUAAAAAGAGGCUGAAGUAACACAUUAAUCAGUUGUCAGUGGUGGCUCUGCUCCGUUGUUUCAGUUUUUUUCCUCGCAAGUUCCCACUUCACAAGCUUGUUUCCCCUCACCUGUUCCACAUUGUUUCAUCACCUCAGUUUGUUUUCUACAUUACUAUUUGUGUUCUCCAUUGCAAUUAACUGAUUUCUCAUGGGUUUUUUAAUACAUAUUUCUUUAAUUUAUAUGUCUUUUUAAUUUAAUUUUUAUUUUUUUAUAAAAGCAUGUCAUAUUAUUUACAUCAUUGGUGUGUCAGAUGAGUGUUACUGUCAGCUAUUCGGUGUUUGGGACAUGUGGGUGGUUUUGUUAGUUAGGAACCUUUGUAGAUCAAACUCAAGGAUUGCUAUUGAAUAACUGAUUUGUGUGCAUGACAAGUAUGGAUGUGUGACUUUUAUGACUCAGCCUGGAUGUGUUGGAGCCCAGCAGGUUUGACAUCAAGUUGUAGCAUAAGCACGGCACACCUGCUAACUCUUAAUUGAGGCUGCCGCCUCUCACUUAAACAUUAACAUACAAAGAUGCAGCUCUGGGAAACCAAGGGUGCGUUUGUCUGUAUGUGUGUUUGCUGGUCGGUGAAGGUGUGCAGCAAUAAUAUACCUCACACACGGGGUUAAGAGUUCAUGCUAAGGAUUUACGACUUUGUGGAUCACAAUCUGUAAAGUUGUUGUUUUUUUUUUUACAAGUUGGUAUUGAUAGACCAGAGAAUUGCUGUGAAUAUAACUUUAAAGAUUUCUUUUUGUAUGAAAAGCAUUUUUGUUGGUUUUUUUGUGUGUGUUUUUCUGUAACUAAGAUCCCCAGCUGUGCACUUUGACAAAACCUUUUUCAAUGUAGGCAGAUUUAGAAACGGAACUACCUUCACUUUUAUGUAAAGGUCACAAAACGGUAAACCAUCUUUAAUGGCUUUGGGUUCUUCCAAAAAUGACAAACUGAACACAUGUGGAGAGUUUCUUGCCAUUUUUAGGACAACAGGAACAAUCUAUGCAUGUAUUACCACUUAAAAAUUCACAACUUAUUCUGUGGAUAGUGAGUGUUAUAUAUUUUUAUUUCUGACAAUCAACAAACCUGUUGGGGUUAUUUCCUUUUAUUCAUCAAGCAUGCUAUGAGACAGCUUAAUUUGGUGUUAGGCCUUGAAAUUAUGAACCUCUUGAUUCUCUUCUCAACACAUCUUUUUUGUUUGUUUGUUUUAUUUUCAUAAUGUGCUAACUCAGAAGGCCAGCUGGACAGAUUAAAGGAUGGGUUAAUGUAAGAAAAAGGCUUAAAAUAGUGAGAAUGAGAAACAAAUGUGCUUUCCGCUGAGAUUUUUAAAGUACCUUUAAAAUGAGACACAAACAUUGUCCUGAUAUUCUGAUUUAUUGGUUUUGCAAUGAACCUUCAUUUACUGCCUGCUUGUGAUGAGCCUAUAUACUGUUAUUUUUGUUUAAUCUGAUUUCUUUUUUUCCCUUCUUCUUUUUGUGGUGAGAUGUGUAUUUGUGUGUUGUUCAGAUAACAUCAUUCCAACAGGUUAAAUGGUAUAUUGCAAAUGCUGACGAGAAUAGUUGAGCAAAAACAUAUAUGUAGUUUACCUUUCAUUAUAAAUACAGAUAUCAACCAAAGUUAAUCUGAUUUGUGUCCCGGUUUAUAUGUGUUGAAAAAUAAUUGAUUGUGCCUGCAUGUAAGAUGGACGAUUGAACAUGUUAAGUGCUGUGCCGUAUGCCUUAAAACAAAUCAUGACAGGGCUAUUUAAUCUGGCCUUUUUGAUAUUGUUUAUUGUAUGUCUGAUGUAAGAAAGAGAACAUUUUGGAUAUUGGUAACCUGCAACAUGUUGCAAUGGUUGUAAGAGGAACAUCAAUAAACUCUUUAUAAAUGCUU
This is a messenger RNA of Gambusia affinis (western mosquitofish), 5588 nucleotides long. RefSeq names its product kelch-like family member 24a (gene klhl24a). The transcript has 8 exons. The coding region runs from base 1495 to 3285 and encodes 596 amino acids. Gene Ontology annotation, molecular function: protein binding. Lineage: Eukaryota; Metazoa; Chordata; Actinopteri; Cyprinodontiformes; Poeciliidae. The record is from RefSeq and is a predicted model, not a curated record.